Messenger RNA from Strongylocentrotus purpuratus (purple sea urchin), 3417 nucleotides. RefSeq names its product polypeptide N-acetylgalactosaminyltransferase 13. Gene Ontology annotation, cellular component: Golgi apparatus. The transcript has 12 exons. The record is from RefSeq and is a predicted model, not a curated record. NCBI's taxonomy places the organism in Eukaryota, Metazoa, Echinodermata, Echinoidea, Camarodonta, Strongylocentrotidae. Bases 1386 to 3122 code for a protein of 578 amino acids.
AGAAAUGAACACAGAUGGUGUUCCAUAGAAUUGCGGAAGCUAAAAUAUUGUAUGAACUUCUUUCAAAGUGCGAUUGAUUGUUCAGCCACGUAGUCGAAGGACAGUCAUACACGUAAACCAAGUGAUUUUCAGGUGCAGCUGACGGACUCUGGACUCCGAAGACAAGAAAGAGAGAGAGGGGUAUCCCGUCUAGGCAUGAUCUCAGAAACAUGACUCUAAUCUACGGAGGAUUCCCUUGAUCAUGUGACCACCAUCUGGCCAAUGGGAGAUGAUGACCCCGUCCCACCUUGUGUAGAGGGAGCCCCACCAGUACUCUUAAGUAUCCUCGUAACCUCAAGUUCAUUGUCUCUGUCAAUACUCCAGCCAAGUACUGUAACACCGUCUGCCUGCAUGCAGUAGCUCCCAAACCAGAAGCAGUGCUAGCUAGCGGGAUUAGGGCAGAGCGUGGCGCCGCAAUUAGCGUGAGUCACAUCAAGCACAUUACCUCAUUCAUCAGCUACUGGGUGUACGAAACACUUCCUCACACUAAUUACUGUGUUAAAGCUCUGUAGGAUAAAUAGAGUACUAUCAAAAUUCAAAAGUACUAGCUUUUAAUGGAUUUUCUACAUCAAAUUUGAUUGAUUAUCCAAAAAGGUUGGGUCUUAUGUAAUUUUUUGUUUACAACACUCCAGUUUAAAGCCUUGUAGACAGUGAUGAAUUUUUCAUGACGUUAUUAGGCUGCUACUUGUAGAUUGGAUUAGUGAUAUGUCUAGGAAUUAAGCUACAACCCAUAUCCUGCUGAAUAAAAGAUAGAGGUAGGAAAGGAAAAGAGCCUAGAUACAUCAAACUCCUGAGAUCAUUAAAUAGUGAUUGAUGGUGCCAGCGGAAAUCCCUGUUGGAUAUUAAGGAAUACAUCCCCGCAGAUACAAAGCUCUGUAGAUCCCACGAUCGUCCUCCUCCCCCGCGAAGAACAUCCUGGAAUCUGCAAUCUUAGUGACUUCUUAGCAUAUUCAGUGGAAGUGUCAUAUGAACAAAGCAGCAAAUAAGAGUUGGAAAUACUCCCCCGUCAAAUAGAGCCAAGGGCUAAAGCUCGCUGGAUCCCUCAAUCGUUUCCUCAUCCACAAAGAACAUCCUGGAAUAUGCCAUUCUAGUGACACUUUCGUGUCGUUGCUCAAAGUGUUGUUUAAACAAGGAUAUCAAUUAAAGCAGGGAGCAAGCUGAUACAAAGGAAUAAUUCUCAAAAAAUACAGAAAGGACUCAAAGGAGCAUACUUGAUCACUGUCCUCCCCCCGUAAAGAACAUCCUGGAAUAUGCAAUCCUAGCGACGUCUUCGCGUCAUCCUAGGAAGUGUCAUCUGAAGCAGCUUGAACGACCUGACAGCGUGAGUGAUCAUCUGUUGAGGAACCAUGGCUAGGAGGCUUGUGUAUUGUAAGGUGGUGCUGGCCACCUCCAUGGUCUGGUUUCUAUUGGAUGUCAUGCUGAUUAUGUACUAUAGUGAAUGCAAUGGUGAUGCAAGGUGUAACAACCAGGCCUUAGACCACGGUGUGCCCAGAGAAAUAGAGGGAGGGCAUGAACACGCCCCUCCCAAGCACCCACCUGCCAAGCCCCGGCACGACCCCAAUGGGCCGGGAGAGAUGGGUAAAGCUGUCAUCAUACCCCAGGACAAGGAAUCGCUCAAAAACGAGAUGUUUAGGAUCAAUCAGUUCAAUUUGUUAGCCAGUGAUAUGAUCUCAAUCAACCGAACACUGCCUGAUGUACGCAUGGAUGGGUGUAAGCGAAAGAGCUACCCUCCCGUCUCAGAGCUACCCAGUACCAGCAUCGUCAUCGUCUUUCACAACGAAGCGUGGAGCACCCUAUUACGGAGCAUCCACAGUAUCAUCAACCGCUCGCCGAGGGAACUCCUCACCGAGAUAAUACUUGUUGACGACGCCAGCGAAAGAGAUUUUCUUGGGCAACAGCUAGAUGAUUAUGUCAAGAGGUUACAGGUUCCCGUCCACGUGGAGCGGAUGGGAACGAGGAGUGGUCUGAUCAGGGCGCGGCUGAGAGGGGCGUCGGUAGCCAAGGGUCAAGUGUUGACAUUUCUGGACGCCCAUAUAGAAUGCACGGAGGGAUGGUUAGAACCACUCAUGACCAGGAUAAAGGAUGACAAGAGAAACGUAGUCUGUCCAAUCAUCGAUGUAAUUAGUGAUGAUAACUUUGCCUUCCAUACUGGUUCUGAUAUGACGUACGGUGGUUUCAAUUGGAAGCUACAGUUCCGCUGGUAUCCUGUGCCACAGAGAGAGGCUGAUAGAAGAGGAGGUGACAGGACAAUCCCUCUCAGAUCGCCCACAAUGGCAGGAGGCUUGUUCUCCAUCGACAAAACCUAUUUUGAGGAGAUUGGAACAUACGAUGCAGGAAUGGAUGUCUGGGGUGGCGAAAACCUUGAAAUUUCAUUUAGGAUAUGGAUGUGUGGAGGAACCUUAGAGAUCGUCACUUGCUCACAUGUUGGUCAUGUCUUCAGAAAGUCCACACCAUACACGUUCCCGGGCGGGACGGGGCGGAUCAUCAAUCGGAAUAACCAGAGAUUAGCUGAAGUCUGGAUGGAUGAUUUUAGACAUUUCUAUUACAGAAUAUCACCAGGUGUGAGGAAAACAGAAUUUGGUGACGUUAGCCAAAGGAAAAAGCUCCGAGAUAGAUUAAAGUGUCACACGUUUGAGUGGUACCUAGAAAAUAUAUAUCCAGAGUCCCAGUUCAGAUUGGACUUUAAAACUAUAGGAGAGAUUCGUAAUAUAGAGACUCACAAGUGCCUAGAUAAUAUGGGGAGGAAGGAGAACGAGAAAGUGGGCAUCUUUUCUUGCCACGGCCAAGGCGGCAACCAGAUAUUUGCCCUCACCAAACAGAAUGAGAUCAAGCACGAUGAUCUAUGUCUAGAUGCCUCAGCUAACUCUCAUUAUAAAGACGUUGUGAUGAUUAAAUGUCAUGGAAAACAUGGCAACCAGGAGUGGCUUUACAAAGAAGAUGCCAAAACUUUUGUCCACAGUCCCAGUGGUCUGUGUUUAGAGAAAGCUAGCGGCGGCAAGGACACGCCUACCGUAGCCAAAUGCAACGGGUCAUCAGGGCAAAAGUGGGACUUGAUUGACAUCUCCAUGACAUCAGGACGGUAGCCAGGCCCACUUUCAGCUCCUGGAAUGAGUUGAACGAACUCUCUUGCCUUCGAGGAACAAUCUAAUGUCUGAUUACUCCAAUGACUACAGAAACCAAGUGAUGUUUGUACUAAGCCUAUGGAAAUAAGAGAACACAGUGGUCCAUAGGUUAAUAUGAUUCCUAUCGAUAAAAUCCGCCCACCCAAAUCUCGAGGAGAUGUUGUUUUUUUUUCUUCUUUCUUUCUCAGGUUAGAUUUGAGGAAAGUAAGAGAGAGUAACUAAAAAAUCUACCAUGUAGAUUACUGAAGCUCAGUUA